Molecule: messenger RNA, 1679 nt
Organism: Drosophila elegans
Lineage: Eukaryota; Metazoa; Arthropoda; Insecta; Diptera; Drosophilidae
Product: putative transporter SVOPL
Exons: 8
Coding region: 143-1633 (496 amino acids)
Biological process (GO): transmembrane transport
Cellular component (GO): membrane
Molecular function (GO): transmembrane transporter activity
Source: RefSeq, a predicted model, not a curated record
UUUAUGUUUCAUUUAAAUUCAUGUGUGUUCUCCGUAUAUAUAUUAAUACAAAUUUUCAUUUUUUGGUAGCUUUCUAAGCAAUUCGUAUUUGUUUUUCAGUCGACUAAAUUUUAUAUUAUUUUAUAUUUACACAUAAAUAUUUAUGAUGUCAAUGAAUGACAUAGAUGAAGUGUUUAAUAAGCUUGGUUUCGGCAAGAUGCAGUACAUUAUUUUGUUGGCCUGCCUUAUCAUUCAAAUGUGGGUAAGCAACGAGCAACUGGGCUUUGCGGUAGUGAUUGCCGGGGCCAGUUGUGAGCUGGAUAUCGCCAAUCACCGAGUGGUCUGGCUGGUGUCCGGAAACUUUGGCUCCCAGAUGAUAUCCUGCUAUUUAUGGGGCGAAAUAUCGGAUCAGUAUGGAAGGCGGAAAGUGCUCGUAUUGGCGGGCCUGACCGCAAACUUUUUGUCCUUGUUGUCGGCUUGCAUGCCGGAGUUCUGGUCCUUUUGGGCCUUUCGAACUUUGGCGGGCUUUUUUAUCUCCGGAAAUGUGGUUUGUAUCAUGACCUACUUGAGUGAGUUUACAAAGGUUUCCCUGCGCCCCAAAGUGCAGAACAUUAUGAGCUAUGCCAUCGGUCUGAGUCUGAUAUAUGUGCCGUCGCUGGCCGGUGUCCUGUUGCCGCUGAAAAUGAAACCCAUUCGUGGAUGGCGCAUCCUGCUCAUUUGCAACCAGAUCCCUGGAAUCAUCGGAUUGCUCUUGAUGGUUCUCCUGCCCGAGAGUCCCAAGUACUACCUGUCGGUUGGCAAUCAGGAAAAGGCAAUGAAGGUCAUGGAGCAGGUCUGCCGGAUGAACAGGGGCAAGGGGGUGACCUUGGAAAGUUUGGGAGUGGACUCGCUCACACAGCCUCGCCUGCGCGACUCGCUAAUGAAUACAGACCGAUGUCACGAUACCAAGACUCUGAUGACCAAGCAUUUGAAGUUCAUAUGUAUUUUCUUCUACAUCUUUUUUACCCUGAGUGGAAUGGGGUUUUCCUUGCCCACUUGGAUGCUGCGGAUCAGAGUUCUUGCUAAUCAGGUGGAGGAGCAGAAGUCGGUUUGUAAUCUCAUAAAAGACGAUCUUCCGCAAGUUCUAGAGUGUGAACUGGGCUAUGAUAAAAUGAUUGCUCCAAUUACCCAUGGUUUCGUUGUGCUUGGGAUCUUUAUACUCACGAGCAUUCUCUUGAUACGUCUCAAACGUCGAGUGGUUAUAAUCAUUUAUAUCCUUAUUGCCAUUGCUGGAUGUGUGUCCUUGAACUUUACGAAUCAUUCUGACCUGAUACUGCUUGGCUUUUUCGCCAUAAUCGAUCCGCCCCUGUGUAGCCUCAGGUUGGCGAGUUCCCUGCUCAUAGAUCUCGUUCCCACUCACCUCAGGGGAAAGGCCUUUGCUCUUAUCAGCAUGAUGGGACGUGCAGGCGUUCUAGUAAUCAAUUUGUAUGUGGGUUUAACCCUUUCGAAAAUCUGCUAUGUCACCUUUAAUCUCCUCAUUCUUUUACUAAUAGGUAAGCAAUUCCUUUUACUUAAAUUUACUUUCUACACAAAGGAAAUCUCUAUAGUUUGCGGCAUUCUAGUACUCAUUUUACCAUCUGAAUAUAAAGUCAGGAGUUUAAUAAUGCAAAAAUAAUGUAAUAUAUAUGACUUUUUAAAUAAAAUAAAGUUCUGCCUUUCUA